Glycine soja is the source of this 1519-nucleotide messenger RNA. RefSeq names its product SKP1-interacting partner 15. The record is from RefSeq and is a predicted model, not a curated record. Gene Ontology annotation, molecular function: protein binding. NCBI's taxonomy places the organism in Eukaryota, Viridiplantae, Streptophyta, Magnoliopsida, Fabales, Fabaceae. Bases 50 to 1153 code for a protein of 367 amino acids. The transcript has a single exon.
AUAAAUAGAGAGUUGGUUAAAAGUAGGAAAUGAAAGUGAGGGAGAGAGAAUGGAGGAAGAGGCAGGGAUCUACCGUCUAGCGGAGGACAGCCUCCGGCAGAUAUUCUGCAGGCUGCCACUGAGGGAAAUAAUGAUAUGCCGCUCAGUGUCAAAAUUCUUCCUGCAGCUGCUCUCAACACCUUCGUUCCUCCAGGUCCUCUCCAGCUCCCAUCCACCCCUCCAGCUCCUGGCCCUCCGCAACCGCCACCACACCCCUUCUCACACCUCUCUCCCCCUCUUCGACCCCGCCACCAAAUCAUGGCUCCACUUCCCCCUCGACUUCCUCCCCUUCCACUCCCCUCUCCCCGUCGCCUCCUCCCUCGGCCUCCUCUACCUCUGGGCCCACAACAACUCCAACUCCAACUCCAAGUCCCUCAUCUGUUGUAACCCUCUCACCCGCACUUUCCGCGUCCUCCCCCACCUCGGCUCCGCCUGGUCCCGCCACGGCUCUGUCCUCGUCGACUCCGAGGACCGCGUCAUGGUCCUCACGGAGCUCGCCGCCCUCUACUGCCACCGCAACACCUCCACCUGGCUCAAAUUCUCCUCCAACCUCCCCUCAAAACCCCGUUCAUCUCUUCUCAUCAACGACUCCGCCUUCGCCUUAUGUGAUGUCGGCUCCCCCUGGCGCAGCCAGUGGAAGCUCUUCUCUUGCACCAUCAAAUCCACAACUACUUCAGUCGUCCCUGUCUGGUCCCCCCUCGACCGCCACGAGUGGGGGGACGUCUUCGAUGUCCUCAAUCGGCCCCGCCUCGUCCGUGGCGGCCACGGCAAUUUCAUCCUCAUGGUCGGCGGCCUCAAGUCCUCCUUCGCCCUCAACGCCCCCUGCUCCACCAUCCUCGUCCUCCGCCUCGACCUCGACAACCUCCGCUGGGACGAGGCCGCCCGCAUGCCUCCUGAAAUGUUCCGCGCCUUCCGUGAGUCGACCAAGUUCAAGGUCUUCGGCGGCGCCGGCGACAUGGUCUGCUUCUCCGCCAAGAGGAUCGGGAAAUUGGCGCUCUGGGACCGCCGUGCCUCCGAGGGGCACGAGUGGAGGUGGAUCGAUAACCUCCCCGAGAACGGCAAAGGCCUCUACCGCGGGUUUGUGUUCGAAGGGAGGCUCAAUGCUGUCCCCUGACUGAGGAUUUAGGGUUUAAUGGCUUGCUGGGAAUUGGUAAUGCUGUGUUGGAUUAAUAUUGCUUGUGGUUUUUUUUUUAUUUUUAUUAUGAAAUGUGUUGCUGUAAUUGUAUUGUACCAUUAGUUUCUACACAAUGCAAUUUUUAACUGAUUUGUGGAAUCUUGCUUUGUUCUUUUGUUUUUUGUUGUUUCGUUACUAAAUCAUCGUAGAUUUUUGCUUUCAUUGACAUAUAUAAUGUAUUACUGGCAAUGAAAGUUGAAAGUUGGAACUAUGGGACAGAAUUGACACCUAGUCAAUCUAGUGAAACUACUUGUAAUUUGUAAAGACAAGUGUGGGGAUAAUAAAGGAAUGCUAUAAUUGAGUGAA